AUGGACAAGCAAAUCGCUGGUUCCAAGGUCCUUCUUUUGGGCUCUGGUUUCGUCACCAAGCCCACUGUCGAUGUUCUUGACAAAGCCGGUGUUGAGGUUACCGUUGCGGCCAGGAACAUUGAGGGCGCCAAAAAGCUUGCUGCCGGUGGAAAGCACACAAAGGCAAUCUCACUUGACGUGAAUGAUGAUGCUGCACUCGACAAGGAGCUGGAGAAGGUUGAUCUCGUCAUCUCCCUUAUUCCCUACACCUACCACGCUCAGGUCAUCAAGGCCGCUAUCCGCACAAAGAAGAAUGUCGUGACAACGUCCUACGUUUCCCCGGCGAUGCAGGAGCUGGAGGAGGAUGCCAAGAAAGCUGGAAUUACAGUAAUGAAUGAGAUUGGCUUGGAUCCGGGUAUCGACCAUCUCUACGCCGUUAAAACAAUCAGCGAAGUCCACAAUGCCGGGGGCAAAAUCGUGUCUUUCCUCUCAUAUUGCGGUGGCCUUCCGGCUCCCGAGGACUCUGACAACCCGCUCGGAUACAAAUUUUCCUGGUCCAGCCGUGGUGUUCUCCUAGCCCUCGGAAACUCAGCCAAAUUCUACCGGGACGGAGCCGAAUUCAGCGUCCCCGGAAGCGAGCUCAUGGGCGAGGCAAAGCCCUACUACAUCUACCCCGGCUACGCAUUUGUUGCCUACCCCAACCGCGACUCCACCCCGUACCGCGAGCGCUACAACAUUCCCGAAGCACAAACCGUCAUACGCGGCACGCUCCGCUAUCAAGGAUUCCCUCAAAUGAUCAAAGUCCUCGUCGACAUUGGAUUCCUCAGCGAGACCGAAUACGACUUCCUCAAGGGCUCGCCCAUUCCCUGGCGGGAAGCCACCAAGCGGAUUCUAGGCGCCACCUCUGAGAAAGAAAUCGAUCUCCUCUGGGCCAUCUCCUCCAAGACCAAAUUCCAAGACAACGACGAGCGUGACCGCAUCCUGGCCGGUCUGCGCUGGAUCGGUCUCUUCUCCGAAGACCCCAUCACCCCGCGCAACAACCCUCUUGACACCCUCUGCGCCAGGCUAGAGGAGAAGAUGCAAUACGGCCCUGGAGAGCGCGACAUGGUUAUGUUGCAACAUAAGUUUGAGAUUGAGAACAAGGACGGCUCUCGCGAAACGCGCACUAGCACUUUGGUUGAGUACGGUGAUCCAAAGGGUUACUCUGCCAUGGCCAAGCUCGUGGGUGUCCCGUGCGGUGUUGCCGUAAAAAUGGUCCUCGAGGGCGUUAUCAGUGAGAAGGGCAUUCUGGCCCCGAUGAGUAUGGAUCUGUGUGCUCCGCUCAUCAAGACUCUCAAGGAAGAUUAUGGCAUUGAACUGAUUGAAAAGACUUUAUAA
Molecule: messenger RNA, 1356 nt
Organism: Talaromyces atroroseus
Lineage: Eukaryota; Fungi; Ascomycota; Eurotiomycetes; Eurotiales; Trichocomaceae
Product: Saccharopine dehydrogenase
Exons: 5
Coding region: 1-1356 (451 amino acids)
Cellular component (GO): cytoplasm
Molecular function (GO): saccharopine dehydrogenase activity
Source: RefSeq, a predicted model, not a curated record